UGACCGGAAAUAUAUCCGUGGCGGACCAUAAUGAUUAAUGAAUCAUGAUGCAUGUAACUAUUAAUCCGACCCAAAAGUUUUAAUGUUAAACGGCAAAUUUUGUUAGGUGGUAUCCGUAAUGGCUAGAAGUGGCACUAAUUGAGUGGAACAUGGCUAGAACAUGGAUGAAUUCCUGCAUCGCAUAUCAUUUGGUUGGCUCGAUGGUCCCGAUGAAGCAAUACAAGCAAUCGCUAGGCAUCUUCCCGUUAGCUAGCCCACUUUUCCUUUUCAGGGCCGACCCGACCUCUUAAUAAGGCCUUACCUAGGUACUCCAGGCAAUUUAGCAAGCCCUAAGCCUUUCGUGCUAAUUCUGUUGCACCUAGUACGCUGUUCAAACCUCAGAUAAACAAACAUCCCUUCCGAUCCAAUGUCGAACUUGAUAAGUGAGAGGAAUACAAACAAACAUACGUAUUCGCCGAUCAAAUCCCAUUCUUCGAAUUUCCUAUUCACCCUAUCCCAGGAACAUGGAAAAUAAUGCAAUGCGAUCACCCAUGGGGAGCCCAAUGAUUGAUCUUCUUAUCGGGCACAGAACAAGUGUUUAAUCCCUACCCCGAGAGUUUUCAUUUCAUAAUAAAAAUGUGGGAAUCACACAGAUAAGAAAUCCAAGUGGAAAUUCUUAUGAAUUUAUCCUAGUUUUCUCAAGGUUUCGCAGCACUUUUGUCAUUUUACAUAGAGCCUCGCAUCUUCGAAAACAAUUUUUUUCUUACUCUGUAUAUACUCUUGUUCAUUUCGAAUACCCACGAGUCAAUUAUUGACUACCAGCAAAGAUCAGGUCGCUCUCGUGUCGUGGUUUUUACCACGAUAUAGAAAUCGCCAUCCGCGAUGGACCACACUCAAAUGCACGAUGAAGAUUUCCUUCCGGGCACCACACGACUGGUAGAAGAUGUUGAAAAAGCUCAAAACCCCAACCUCCUCAAACACGGAAACAUCGUUUUAGAACCUCAGCCUACCUCUUCACCUCUCGAUCCUCUCAAUUGGUCCCGUACACGAAAAUAUUGGCAUGCUUUCCUAGUUUGUUUUAUCACAGGUCUAACGGCUGCUACUUCUAACGACGCGGGCUCGGCGCAAGAUGGUAUGAAUGCAGAAUACGGGAUUACAUAUGAUGCGAUGAACACUGGGGCUGGAGUUUUGUUUGUGGGAAUUGGUUACUGGACUUUAUUGAUCUCGCCUGCUGCGUGGUUAUAUGGAAGAAGGGUCACAUACAUCAUUUGUUUGACACUGGGAGUUAUUGGUGCUAUAUGGAUGGCACGAGUGCAAUCCACAAGAGACUCGAUCUGGAAUCAGCUUUUUGUGGGAGCAUCUGAAGCUUGUGCCGAAGCCAAUGUGCAGCUUUCCCUUUCGGAUUUAUUCUUUCAACAUCAAAGAGGUAGUGUGCUAGGUAUUUACGUUUUGUCGACUAGUAUCGGUACCUACCUAGGUCCAAUUAUUGCUGGAUACAUUGCUGGCGGACCUCUGGGCUGGCGAUGGAUUGGAUGGUGGUCCGUCAUCAUUUCCUCCUGCACCAUCGUCGUGUGUUACUUCACCCUCGAAGAAACAAUGUUUGACCGACCCGAAUCUGCAUACGAAGUUCCAAUAAACGGGAUUGGCUCCCAAGCAAAUGUUGACGAAACUCCAUUUCGCAACGUCAACGAGAAGGAAACAGCUCUAGAAACGACCCCCUCCGACACACCUCCCAUUUCACCUUCUCCAAUCCCCGCCAAAAAAUCCUUCCGUAAACGCAUCCAGCUAAUUACGCCUGCAUCUAAUCUCAAAGGAACGGGAUUCAAACAAUACUUUUCCCGUCUCUUCCACACCCUCCGCAUCUUCACCUUCCCCGCUGUCUGGUACAGUGGCCUGCAAUGGGGAGCCCAAGAUGCUUGGCUCACCUUCUAUCUUACACUCGAAGAAGAUAACUGGACUGAAGCUCCUUGGAACUAUUCUACUAUUGGCUCUGGUCUCAUGAACGUUCCUUGUUUGAUCGGCGCCAUCAUUGGUUGUUUCUGGGGUGGUUACCUUUCCGAUGUUUUCGUACUCUGGUAUUCUAAAAGAUAUCGCCAUGGCAUUCUCGAAGCCGAGGAUCGUCUUUGGAUGAUGUACCCAUGUGCUAUCUUCUCACCAUUGGGAAUGUUUAUCUUUGGUCUCGGUACAGCGUAUGAAUGGUCGUGGCCAGCUCCAUAUGUAGGACUUGGGUUCAUCGGUUUUGGAUGGGGUUGUGCGGGAGAUUUGUCCAUGUCUUACCUCAUGGACGCAUAUCCUGAAAUGGUACUCGAAGGAAUGGUGGGAGUUAGCGUCAUAAACAAUACAAUCGGAUGUAUCUUUACAUUUGCAGCGAGUUAUUGGUUGGAUACAGGAGUUAAGCAGACAUUCAUCGCGAUUGGGGUCUUAGAUUUUGUAUUCGUUAUGUGUACAUGGCCCAUGAUGCGAUUUGGAAAGAGCUGCAGAAGAUGGACCAAAGGGAGAUAUUUGGAUUUUGUGAGAAGUAGGGAUGCUUUAUGACUUGAUUGUAUGGGUAUGAUAAACGUUGUCUGUAAUGUGUUGUGGGAGAGAUUUUUUGAUCUUAAUGGGUGUGGGGUGUUCUUUCCUUUAUUCAUAGAGGAAUUGCUUCGGUUGGCUGCGUGGGAGUCGGGGGAGCUUAGUAAUAUUAGCGAGCAUGACCUGAUGACUUUUCCAUCCACAAAAAUUUGGAGCUCUCAAAAUGAAAUGUCACUAUUCACUUCAUUUCACUUCACACACUCUUCACUUCAUAAUAGUCACCGAAUCUAUCGA
Molecule: messenger RNA, 2784 nt
Organism: Sclerotinia trifoliorum
Lineage: Eukaryota; Fungi; Ascomycota; Leotiomycetes; Helotiales; Sclerotiniaceae
Source: the annotation of a GenBank genome assembly